Messenger RNA from Fukomys damarensis (Damara mole-rat), 1470 nucleotides. It is a transcript of the gene Egfl7, whose product is annotated as EGF like domain multiple 7. The transcript is spliced from 9 exons. Gene Ontology annotation, molecular function: signaling receptor binding; calcium ion binding. Gene Ontology annotation, cellular component: extracellular region; cell surface. NCBI's taxonomy places the organism in Eukaryota, Metazoa, Chordata, Mammalia, Rodentia, Bathyergidae. The coding region runs from base 304 to 1158 and encodes 284 amino acids. The record is from RefSeq and is a predicted model, not a curated record. Gene Ontology annotation, biological process: anatomical structure development.
CAGGCCCGAUGCUCCCGCGAGGGGAGGGUCCAUGCCUGGCCCCAGGAGGUGGCGGUGGUGGCCCUGGCCAAGCCCAUGUGGUAUCAGCUCCGUUUCUACUAGGCGGCCCAGGGCAACAUCCCAUUUCCGGAGAGGAGCUGGAGUCCACCCCAGGCCAGGGCGCUGAUCCACACCCCGGCUCUGACCCUCAGCCCGCAGCGCCCGCGAAGCAUGGGUGGUCCCCCAAGUCCAGAGGAGAGGCUGCCGCUGGUGCCCAGAGGUUGACUGGCCCGCACUAGGCCACCCCUUCUGGAGAAACAGGCCAUGUGGGGUUCCCAGGAGCUUCUGUUGCUGUGGUUUCUGGUGUUGGCAGCAGGUGGCAGUGUGCACACCUACCGGCCCAGCCGCAGGGUAUGUGCAGUUGGGACUGCCCAGGGCUCCAUCUCCCAGUCUUUCGUGCAGCGUGUGUACCAGCCCUUCCUCACCACCUGUGAUGGGUACCGGGCCUGCAGCACCUACCGGACCAUCUACCGGACUGUCUACCGCCGCCGUGGCCCUGGGCUGGGCCCCGCCAGGCCUCGCUAUGCCUGCUGCCCUGGCUGGAAGAGGACCAGUGGGCUCCCUGGGGCCUGUGCAGCAGCAAUAUGCCAGCCGCCGUGCGGGAACGGAGGGAGCUGUGUCCGGCCCGGCCACUGCCACUGCCCCGCAGGAUGGCAGGGCGACACCUGCCACACAGACGUGGAUGAGUGCAGCUCCAGCAGGGCUGGCUGUCCCCAGGGCUGCGUGAACACCGCGGGCAGUUACCAGUGCCAGUGCCAGGAGGGGCACCGUGUGUCUGCGGACGGGACACGCUGCCUGCCCACAGCAGGGCCCCCUAGGGUGGCCCUGAACCCUGUGACAGAAGCUGCAGCUGGUGCUGGCCCCGCUACAUGGCCUGGCCUUGCGGGCCCCAGAGCAUGGGCCACAGGAUCCCGGCAGCCUUCUGGCCCACUCCUUGCAGCAGCUAGACCGCAUCGACUCACUGAGCGAGCAGAUCUCCUUCCUGGAGGAGCAGCUGGGGUCCUGCUCCUGCAAGCAGCUAUGAUGGUCCUGUCUCGAGCCCACGGUUGGACCAAGCCCACAGCCACAGCCCUCCCGCCCUCUGGCCAGGACCCGUGCCACUCCUGGUGUGGGCUGUGAGCAGAAAGCCAGGAGUGCCUUGAUCCUGUUCUGUCCCUCAGGGGGCUCUGGGUGGGCCCCUUUUAGGCUCUCUGGCACCCGGGGGAAGGUACGAGGGCUCCCUGCCCAAGCUGGGAUAUGGGGCGCAGUGGGGGCGGGCCCGUCCCCAUCAGAAUAAACUGGAGACUCAAGCCUUGGCGUCAGUGGAUGGACUAGGCCUCCGCACAGCGGGCCGAGCUGGGGGCUUCAUCACCCCUCACCCUGUGUCCCUCAGUGGAGGCCUGGGCAGCCCCUGCCCACCCUGAGAGACCACAGCACAGCAGGUACUUCCUU